CCGCUUCCGGGUUACGUCGCAGCCCGCCUCUUCUUUUCUCCGGGUCACGGGAAGCCCCGCCCUCCUGGCGAGCCGCGCGCGGCGGGCUGAUGGCGGAGCCGGGCCCCGAGGAGGAGGAGCUGGCGCACGCCGAAGUGCUCGAGCUGUUCCAGGAGGGGCUGGCUCGCCUCGUGCAGGACCCGCUGCUCUGCGACCUCCCCGUGCAGGUUACCGUGGAGGAAAUCAAUUCUCAGAUUGCGCUGGAGUAUGGCCAAGCCAUGACUGUGCGGGUGUGCAAGGUGGAUGAAGAAGUUAUGCCUGUAGUAGUGGUACAGAAUGCCAGUGUCCUGGACCUGAAGAAAGCCAUCCAGCGAUAUGUUCAGCUGAAGCAGGAGCGGGAAGGGGGCAUACAGCACAUUAGCUGGACCUACGUAUGGAGAACAUAUCACUUAACCUUUGCUGGAGAGAAAAUGACAGAUGACAAAAAGAAGCUGCGAGAGUACGGCAUCAGAAAUCGCGAUGAGGUCUGCUUUAUAAAGAAGCUUCGAAAGUGACCUGUAAGCUCCAGGCACAGCAUUCCCUCUGCCUGAAAAGGACUAACUCAAGGCUGUUACUGUAGCAGGACCAGCCUCCAGAUUCAGCAUCUUUCCAGAAGAGAAACUUGUGGCAUUUCAAAGAAGAGCAAAUGCAGGAGGCAAUGAAAAUUCUCUUAUAGGUUAGUGUUUGAAUGUGGUGUUUGCUUUUGCUGUGCCCUGGCUAUGAAGGACAAAUGGUGCAUUUUGAUGCUUUUCAGAGCCCUCUGAAGUUCCGUCUGCCAGAACUUGAUGCCACCAUGGGCACAACCACAAAUAAAGGACUAAGCCUAAUAAUUUAGGCAGCUGUCUUGAUCGGACUUUGGUCAUGAGGAAACAGACACUGAAGCAGUCCAGACCACAGAGAGGUGGUAUUGAUCUUGAGCUACUGCUAGCUUAAAAAAUGAAUAUGGUGAAAGCAUAGAGCAUUGCCUCUAAGAAGCCAUAAAUAGUGGCAUGAGGCCUUGAGCCCAGAAGAUGGGAAUCAGACCAACAGCAGCUAGAGAGCACGCAUGUAGUCAGAGGACUGGCCUGUAUGAAAAACCAAGGCGUUUGUGCUUGCUCCCUUAGUGAGAUAGGCAGGAUGUGAUGGUCUCGAAACAAGGAACUGGCACCUAUAAAACAAGCUGAGGCAGCAGCUCCAUGUUGCAGAAUGGCAGCCUAUGUGUGUUUAAAUACAUUUAAUAAAGAUGGUGUGAUGGGUUUGAA
Messenger RNA from Malaclemys terrapin pileata, 1259 nucleotides. It is a transcript of the gene SNRNP25, whose product is annotated as small nuclear ribonucleoprotein U11/U12 subunit 25. Gene Ontology annotation, biological process: mRNA splicing, via spliceosome. The record is from RefSeq and is a predicted model, not a curated record. The transcript is spliced from 6 exons. NCBI's taxonomy places the organism in Eukaryota, Metazoa, Chordata, Testudines, Emydidae. Gene Ontology annotation, cellular component: U12-type spliceosomal complex. The coding region runs from base 90 to 533 and encodes 147 amino acids.